Molecule: messenger RNA, 3629 nt
Organism: Capsella rubella
Lineage: Eukaryota; Viridiplantae; Streptophyta; Magnoliopsida; Brassicales; Brassicaceae
Product: ETO1-like protein 1
Exons: 5
Coding region: 787-3453 (888 amino acids)
Biological process (GO): negative regulation of ethylene-activated signaling pathway
Molecular function (GO): protein binding
Source: RefSeq, a predicted model, not a curated record
AGAGAGAGAGGAGGAUUAUAUAUCAGAAAAAACAAUUGAAAAGAAGAAAAAACUUUCCCUUUUACCAACGAAACAAAAGAGCUCAGAGAAUUACAAAAGUGUGAAUUUGGAAAACAUUUCCCACUCUCUCUUUCGCUAUAUCUCUCUCUCACUUCGAUUCACUUUUUUGCUCAAACUUGAACUUGUCCUAAUCUCACACAUCUCUCUGUCUUAGGGUUCUUCUCUUUUUCAAAUUGCAGAAGCUCUCCCAGUAACAUUGGUGGUGUUUCUUCCUUUACUCUCUUCUUCUUGACUCUGCUGGUUCAAAAGAUUCUUACUUUUUGAUGUCUAAGGCAUCUUAGAUUUGUUAGAUUCUCUUUAAUUUUUCUGGGUUUAGCUUAAUUUUCACUUGAGCCUCUUAGAUUAUGCCACCACUGCUUGUAGAUUAUUAGGGUUUUCUCGGGAAAGCUUUGAUUUUGGUGAUUCAUUCUCUUAAUUUCUUUAAUGGGUAUCAGUUCCAUGGCGAUUUCGAGUGAGUUUUGUGCUUCUCAUUUAUGUAUUUAGGUUUGUUCUACUUCUAUCUUACUGCACAUUAGUGGUUUCAUAGAGAAAUGCUUUAGCUUUAGGUGUUGGAAGAUCUCAUUGUACCAAAGUUCAGAUUUUUUUGUAUAGGAAUCCCUUACUUAAGUAACCCUUCUUUACUUAGUUUCUGGGCUGAGGUAGUGUGAAAUCGACAAGAAAAUAGCGUGUUGAUUACCCCUUCUGGCUAUCCUGGAGAUCUGGGAUUUGUUUCAUCUGUUAUGUCAGAUGAGGACUUUUUACCCAUCUGAUUCUUGUAAAGAACCACAGCUCAAUUCCUUGAAUCCACAAUCAUGGCUUCAAGUUGAGAGAGGGAAACUCUCUUCCUCUGCUUCUUCAUCUGCUCCACUGUGCAGAGAAUCAUUUAUCAAAGUUCCUGAACCGCAGAUACUGCCGCAUUAUAAACCUCUCGACUACGUAGAAGUUCUAGCUCAGAUUCACGAAGAGCUUGAGACUUGUCCUUUGCAGGAGAGAUCGAUUUUGUAUUUGUUGCAGUAUCAAGUGUUUAGAGGUCUUGGGGAGACCAAACUUAGACGGAGAAGCCUUCAAUCAGCUUGGCAAGAGGCUACAACUGUCCAUGAGAAAGUUGUGUUUGGGUCUUGGUUGAGGUAUGAGAAACAAGGAGAGGAAGUUAUCACCGAUCUGCUUUCCUCUUGUGGUAAAUAUUCCGAAGAAUUUGUGCCUCUGGAUAUUGCAUCUUAUUUCCCAGCCAUUACAGCUUCUUCCUCUGAGGCAGCAUCUGUGAAGACGAACCGCAGUGUCUCGAAAAAUGUUGUGUUUAAGAUAGGAGAAGAGAAGAUAUCUUGCCAAAGGCGAAAAAUUGCGAGUCUUUCAGCUCCAUUUAACGCAAUGCUUUACGGUAAUUUCACGGAAUCACUUCUCGAUGAGAUAGAUAUGUCAGAAAAUCAUGUAUCCUCAUCAGCUAUGCGGGUUGUUAGAGAUUUCAGUGUUGUGGGUGUAUUAAUCGGAGUUUCCAAAAACCUUCUUUUGGAAGUCUUAGUUUUCGCAAACAAGUUUUGCUGUGAGCAACUCAGAGAUGCAUGCGAUAGAGAAUUGGCAUCUCUGAUUUCUUCUAUUGAAUGUGCCAUUGAGCUUAUGGACUUUGCACUUGAAGAGAACUCCCCAAUCCUUGCUGCAUCGUGUCUGCAAGUUUUUCUUUAUGAGAUGCCAGAUAGUUUGACCGAUGAGCGUGUUGUCGAGGUUUUGACUCGGGUUACUAGAUCUCAAGUCUCAACCAUGGCAGGAAAAGCUUCAUUCUCCUUAUACUCUUUUUUAAGUGAAGUCUCGAUGUGUAUAGAUCUUCGGUCUGACAGAACAUUGGGUUUCUUGGAGAAAUUGGUUGACUUUGCAGAAAAUGACCGCCAGAAAGUUUUGGGGUUUCAUCGGUUAGGGUGUAUGAGGUUGUUGAGGAAAGAAUACCGCGAGGCAGAAGAAGCUUUUGAAACUGCUUUUAAUUUAGGCCAUGUGUAUUCGGCUACUGGUUUAGCAAGACUAGGAUACAUCCAAGGGCAUCGGCUUUGGGCUUAUGAGAAGCUAAGCUCGGUUAUCUCCUCUGUUUCACCGCCCCUCGGCUGGAUGUAUCAAGAAAGGUCUUUCUAUUGUGAGGGUGAUAAGAAAUUGGAAGAUCUUGGGAAGGCAACCGAAUUGGACCCGACUUUAACAUAUCCUUACAUGUAUAGAGCUGUCACUCUAAUGUCGAAACAAAAUGCUAAGGCUGCACUUGAAGAAAUCAAUCGGAUCUUAGGGUUUAAACUCGCGUUAGAAUGCUUGGAAAUCCGGUUUUGUCUUUAUCUUGGUAUGGAUGACUAUGAAGCAGCUCUUCGUGAUAUUCAGGCUGCCCUGACCUUGUGUCCGGAUUAUCGAAUGUUUGAUGGGAAAGUAGCUGGGAGGCAGCUCAGGACGCUUGUGUAUGAGCAUGUUGAGAAUUGGACAACAGCGGAUUGUUGGAUGCAGCUAUAUGAGAAAUGGUCGAAUGUUGAUGAUAUAGGUUCUCUUUCCGUGAUCUAUCAGAUGCUCGAAUCUGAUGCUUGCAAAGGUGUUCUUUAUUUCAGGCAAUCUUUGCUUCUCCUAAGGUUGAAUUGUCCAGAAGCAGCAAUGCGUAGUUUACAGUUAGCCCGCGAGCAUGCCUCGAGUGACCACGAGCGUCUGGUUUAUGAAGGAUGGAUCUUGUAUGAUACGGGUCACUGCGAAGAAGGGCUACAAAAGGCUAAGGAAUCCAUUAGAAUAAAGAGAUCAUUUGAAGCUUAUUUCCUUCAAGCUUAUGCCUUAGCGGAAUCUAGCCUCGAUCUAUCAAGUUCUUCAACUGUUGUUUCACUGCUUGAAGAUGCUCUUAAGUGCCCGUCUGAUAGGUUGCGCAAAGGCCAGGCUCUGAAUAAUCUGGGGAGUGUCUACGUGGAUUGCGAGAAGUUAGACUUAGCUGCGGAUUGCUAUAUAAAUGCUCUCAAGGUAAGACACACGCGUGCACAUCAAGGUCUAGCUCGUGUCCAUUUCCUUAGAAACGACAAAGCUGCAGCCUAUGAAGAAAUGACCAGACUAAUCGAAAAAGCUCAAAACAAUGCAUCUGCUUACGAGAAAAGAUCUGAGUAUUGUGAACGUGAACUCGCCAAAUCUGAUCUCGAAAUGGUCACCCGGUUAGACCCUCUGCGGGUUUAUCCUUAUCGAUAUCGUGCAGCAGUGUUGAUGGAUAGUCGGAAGGAGAGAGAGGCUAUAGCGGAGUUAUCACGAGCUAUCACCUUUAAAGCGGAUCUGCAUCUUCUGCACUUAAGAGCGGCAUUCCAUGAACACAUAGGAGAUGUGGGAAGUGCGUUGCGGGACUGUCGUGCAGCACUCUCGGUCGACCCUAACCAUCAGGAGAUGCUGGAACUCCAUAGCCGUGUGAAUAGCCAUGAACCCUGAACCGCAACCCAUACACAAGACUCAAGAGAGAUGAAAGUAAAGUGUGAAAAUCUGUAAAACUAAAAGGAACAUACAGUUGGAAUCUUGUAAUCUCCUUGUCACCCUUUUAUUCUUUUGUAUUUGUUGUUGUUUUCCUUAAAAUUCGAUUUUAUAUCAUCAACUCCUUUCAACGUAAA